Xenia sp. Carnegie-2017 is the source of this 942-nucleotide messenger RNA. RefSeq lists its product as uncharacterized. The coding region runs from base 1 to 942 and encodes 313 amino acids. NCBI's taxonomy places the organism in Eukaryota, Metazoa, Cnidaria, Anthozoa, Malacalcyonacea, Xeniidae. The record is from RefSeq and is a predicted model, not a curated record. The transcript has 2 exons.
AUGGGCAAAUCAAGAGUUGCACCUCUUAAAACAGUCACGGUACCCAGAUUGGAACUAACCGCUGCAACAUUGGCCGUGAAGCUGAAUAAACAAAUUUGUGAUGAGUUGGAUCUGUCAAUAAGUCAAAUUGUUUUCUGGAGCGAUUCAAUGAUAGUGCUGCGUUACAUUAAGAGCGAGAACAAAAGGUUUCAAACCUUUGUAGCGAAUCGAUUACAAGUUAUUCACGAUGCUUCUACCCGAAUCAAUGGAGACAUGUGCCAACCAAGCUCAACCCAGCCGACCUUGCAUCAAGAGCUAGAUGACAUACCAGACGUAGAAGACACAGAUGUGGAAGUAAAGAAACCUAAAGCAAGAGUUGGUGCCGUCAUCAACUCAAAGGAUGCACCCCCUGAUUCGCUAAUACAACUUAUCCAUCGAACAUCCGAAUGGUACAGAUUGCAGAAGUCGGUUGCAUGGCUGCUAAGAUUCAAACAGUACAUCUUAAGCCGUUAUCCAAACGGUCCAGGAUUAGAAGUACAACGUGGUCCUCUAAAGGUAAAAGAGAUUGAAUCGGCAACCCAGGAAAUAAUUAAACUUACCCAACGAAGUUCAUCUAUCAACGAGAAAACUAUGAGAGAGAGAUACGCCAAACUAUGUCCAGUCAUCGCCGGAGGAAUUGUGAGAGUUGGUGGACGUUUGGAUAAAUCAUCGCUGCCGGAAGAAUCUAAACAUCCCGCAAUUCUUGAUUCCAGUCAUCACGUUACAAAGCUCAUUGUCCGGUAUUACCAUGCAAAGGAAGGUCACGCUGGAACCAGUCAAACUCUAGCAGCAAUACGGCAACGCUUCUGGAUAAUAAAGGGACCUAGCACUGUGAAGAGUAUAGUCAAUAAUUGUGUUCCGUGUCGUCGCCGAAACCAGUCUCCAGGGAAGCAGAUAAUGGCCCCACUGCCAAAGCUCGUGUGA